Molecule: messenger RNA, 1041 nt
Organism: Symbiodinium sp. CCMP2456
Lineage: Eukaryota; Dinophyceae; Suessiales; Symbiodiniaceae
Source: the annotation of a GenBank genome assembly
AUUCUGAACGCUCUGUGGAUUGGCAUCGACACGGACCUGAACACCGCCGAACUGGAGAUCGAGUCGCCCCCCUUCUUUCAGGUCGUGGACAACAUGUUCUGCUUCUUCUUCACAUUCGAGAUUACAGUUCGCUACUUCGCUUUCCAAAACAGGGCAGACGCCUUCAAGGACUUCAGCUUCUGCUUCGACCUGUCUUUGGUGGCGACCAUGGUCUGGGAGGUGUGGGUCACGACGCUUCUUGUCCUCCUGCUGACGAGUGCUGACAAAGGGGGCGGGAACCUCUCCAUUCUCCGACUCUUCCGACUCUUCCGAUUGGUCCGGAUUGCACGAGUUGGGAGGCUCAUGAGCUCCUGCCGCGAGCUGGUGGUGCUCGUCAAGGGCAUUGGCAUGGGACUUCGUUCCGUUGUCUCCACGCUGUUCCUGAUGAUGGUGGUCAUCUACAUCUUUGCCAUCAUCUUCACCCAGCUCUUCCGAGGGAGCCCGGAAGCCGAGGGUUGCUACGACGGGGUUCUGCAGUCCAUGAACUGUUUGAUGCUGAAUGUCGUCUUCCCGGAGCAGCAAGAGUUGAUGGCGAAGAUGUUAGAGCUUGGUCCCAUGACUUACCUGCUUGGCAUCUUCUACCUCCUGGUUACCGGCUUGACGGUCAUGAACAUGCUCAUCGGCGUGCUGGUGGAAGUGGUGUCAGUGGUAGCCCAAGUGGACAAGGAGGAGAGCGCAGUGAAGGCACUCCGUGACAAGAUCCAGGAUCUCGUGCCUUCGGAUGCAACACACGGCGUCAACCGGCAGAUGUUUUUGCAACUGAUGAUGGAUCCCGAGCUCGUUGUGACGAUGCAGAACAUCGAUGUGGAUGUCAUGUGCGUCGUCGAUUACCCAGAGAUCAUGUUCCAUGCUCGGGAGUACCUCUCCGUUCCCGAGUUGGUGGACGCUGUCCUGCAAUUCCGGCGCACAACCUCUGUGAGCAUGAUGGACAUCGCACAGCUGCGGAAGUUCAUGGUGAACGAGCUCGAGAGCCUGAGACAGACCAUCAGGGAUCGAGCAUGA